AUCCUGCACACAUUUACAACCGACGGACCGUCACGCUUUUCACUCGCCUGGGAUUCAUUUUCUGAUUUGUCAUCAACAUGAUUCCUGAGGAAAACUUCGGCUCGGUGCAGARCAGCAGGAUGCAGAGUGCAAGUCUGGCCCUGGAGGAGCUGCUGGUCACGGCUCAGAAACAAGACUGCCUGACUGUUGGUAUCUAUGAAUCAGCAAAGCUUCUCAACACAGAUUUGGACAGCGUGGUUCUGUGCGUCCUGGCCGUUGACGACGAGGACGACGUGGCCCUGCAGAUCCACUUCACGCUGCUUCAGUCCUUCUGCUGCGACACGGGCAUCGACAUCCUGCGGGUCGCCGGGCUCCAGCGGCUCCGGCAGCUCCUGGGCGGUGUGGAUGCGAACAGAAACCAGGAGGAGAGCAGAGACCUCCACUGCAUGCUGGUUACGAACCCGCAGGUGGACCACUGCAGGCUGCAAGAAGUGGGGACCUACUGCCAGGAGAGUCGCCGUCUUCACCAAUGGCCGCCGGAACUGGUCCUGCAAGAACGCUGAACAAACCCAGACCUUUUUCUGGGCUCAGACACUAAGUGACAUGAAGGAUCUUGAUGCUCAAGCAGCAAAAGCUUCGAGUGGACUGGUUCAGACCAGCAGGAGCCAAAACCGGCCCCAUCAGUCGCUGCGAAACAGUCGGAUGGUUGUGCAAAAGAUAAAGACAGAAAGGAGACUGACAUGCACAUUUGGCCAGGAAAAGACAAAACUAUUUUUUUUUCUAAUUGUGCCGCCUGUCUGGGCCACUAUGUCUUAAUCAUUACAAGGGAGCAGUCGCUUUGAUGGUGAAUAUUCCACACCCCGGCUUAUACCUGGAGGAUUUGUGUGCUUACUGUCUGGACAGAAAUGUUGUAAGACUACUGUGCACCCAGCAUUCCUGUGUGUUCUGACAUGGGAGAGUCUCUGCAGAGAACAGGGGGUGGGUGUGUGUUUGAAAAGUGUGGUAUGCACGUACAGUGUUUUUCUUUAGAAAGGAAUGGGUGUGCAACGAACAGCUGAACCUGUGGAGGAGGGAUUACUAUGGAAACUGAAAGGAUAAAAACUGGUAGGACUUGCUGGCGUUGCACAAUCUAAGGGGAAAAAAAGGGACAAAAGUGCAAAAAAGAAAAAGUGCUCGGGACGUGAUGUACUGUAUUUUAGUUUAGAUACAAGCUGAACUGUGCUGGUCUGAACAGAACAUGUUUAAACACAGUCAGCAUCACUGUGCCUUCAAUACUGUUGUCUUUUUUGAUAACAUGAAGUUGUUUCACUUUUAAUUUAUUUUUUGUAUAACUUGUUUUUGCAGCCUUCUGUUUUUUUUG
Messenger RNA from Austrofundulus limnaeus, 1339 nucleotides. Its product is annotated as growth arrest and DNA damage-inducible protein GADD45 beta. Lineage: Eukaryota; Metazoa; Chordata; Actinopteri; Cyprinodontiformes; Rivulidae. Gene Ontology annotation, biological process: regulation of cell cycle. The record is from RefSeq and is a predicted model, not a curated record. Gene Ontology annotation, cellular component: nucleus; cytoplasm. Bases 78 to 542 code for a protein of 154 amino acids. The transcript has 4 exons.